UGCAACUUACACGAGCCGCGGCAACCACUUGCACACCCUGUCACGUCGUUUUCUUUAUGUUUUCAUUCUCCCUUAUGGUUACUGUUGGGGACUCUAGGUGUCUAUCUACAGGCUCAAUUUGGAGCAUACACAUAGCUCAAAACUGCAUUCUGAGGAAUCGCAAAUUCCCUACUCGAGCCGCAGCUCAGGCCAGAGCCGGGCCACUGCAUUCUGAGGCGCGCAGUGUGACGACUGAGCAGGAUGAACAUCCCAUGGUCUUGGGCCUCACUGCUAGCCCUAUGUUUGGUGGCAAUCCUACUGCAGCCUUCCGGAAGUUGGAAGCCAACCUCGACUGCGUUAUUCAUAGUCCUCGAGCCAAUCGGGAUGAGCUCUUGACUCAUGUCCACUGUCCGAUCUUCCGACACGUGUGCUACGAUACACCGCAAUACUCUGAUCAUAACUAUACUUCUAAAAAUUUAUCAGCAGUCGAUGCCAUUAUUGCUACUAUGAACAUCGGAUCCCGAAUUCCAUGGUCUCAGCUGUGGUUACUAUUUUUUCUUCCCUACUUGAUCUGAAGUUGGUUGACUUUGCAUCCGCUGAGUUGAAAGCAGCAUUUGCGCAAAUCGAUUUCGAUGGGAUGAGUAGGGCAUUCCUGAUAGCACAGGGACUUUGCGUUACACGUUUUGUCUCAUUUCCUCAUUUUCAUAUCUUGUGAUUUGCGAUAUUCUAGUAUUUAAUCACAUUAUAAUCAUUUUGUUGUAUUCGUGUGGAUUUUCAUAAAUUUUCACCCAUCCGUAGAGGGACUUGGAAUAUUUUAAUGUAUUUUCAGAAAGUCAGAAAAUUUCAGAAAAUUUUACAAAAUCUUCGCGGGAGGUUUUCCCUGAUG
Messenger RNA from Suillus fuscotomentosus, 865 nucleotides. RefSeq lists its product as uncharacterized. The coding region runs from base 57 to 554 and encodes 165 amino acids. The record is from RefSeq and is a predicted model, not a curated record. The transcript has 7 exons. Lineage: Eukaryota; Fungi; Basidiomycota; Agaricomycetes; Boletales; Suillaceae.